Molecule: messenger RNA, 1313 nt
Organism: Prosopis cineraria
Lineage: Eukaryota; Viridiplantae; Streptophyta; Magnoliopsida; Fabales; Fabaceae
Exons: 11
Coding region: 238-1017 (259 amino acids)
Biological process (GO): positive regulation of ubiquitin-protein transferase activity; protein neddylation
Cellular component (GO): ubiquitin ligase complex
Molecular function (GO): ubiquitin conjugating enzyme binding; cullin family protein binding; ubiquitin-like protein binding
Source: RefSeq, a predicted model, not a curated record
CGUCACUCUCUUGUCUUCAGGUUCCAGUCUACAGAGCCAAAACGAAGGGACUACGAAAGCAGGCCAGAGGAAUCGAAGACAACACACCAUCUUCAGGCAUCAAUUCUCUCUUUGAGCUGAAUCCGCUUGCGGAAACCAUCGUUUCAAUAAUCCCUGAUUUACUCUCCCCGCCACGGUUUUGCUGGAGAAGAUCUUCGGCUUCCCUGAGGUUUUAGGGUUUUUGUCUCGAGCUCAACAAUGCACAAAUUGGGAAGAGGCCACCGUGAUAAACUCCAGCAGUUCAUGACCAUAACUGGAGCUAGUGAGAAAGUGGCUCUUCAGGCUUUGAAAGCUAGUGAAUGGCAUCUUGAAGGAGCUUUUGAUGUGUUUUACAGCCAGCCCCAGCUUAAAACAGUUGCUGAUUCCAGACACUUGGAGAAGCUUUACAAUAGAUAUAAAGAUCCAUAUGUUGACAUGAUAUUGGCCGAUGGAAUCACUCUUCUUUGCAAUGACCUCCAGGUGGAUCCUCAAGAUAUAGUGAUGUUAGUUCUUUCAUGGCACAUGAAGGCUGGCACCAUGUGUGAAUUUUCCAAGCAGGAGUUUAUUGGUGGUUUACAAUCUCUCGGGAUAGAUUCCUUGGAGAAGUUUCGUGAAAGGAUACCAUAUAUGCGAUCUGAGCUGAAGGAUGAACAGAAGUUCCGUGAGAUAUAUAACUUCUCUUUUGGCUGGGCGAAAGAGAAGGGUCAGAAAUCUCUGGCUUUGGAUACAGCUAUUGGAAUGUGGCAACUAUUGUUUGCGGAAAAGCAGUGGCCAUUGGUUGAUCACUGGUGCCAGUUCUUACAGGCUCGUCAUAACAAAGCAAUCUCUAGGGACACAUGGUCUCAGCUGUUGGAAUUUGCUAGGACUGUCGACGAAAAUUUAUCUAAUUAUGAUGCUGAAGGUGCUUGGCCAUAUCUUAUUGACGAUUUUGUUGAGUAUCUGCAUGAGAACGGCAUCAUCCAAAAAGGUGAGGAAGCUGAUAGUAGUCUGAAACUAUGAUGCAUGUUCUGAGGUGUCCAUUGAAGAGUGUAUGUAUAUGCUCUGGCUUCUGGGUGUGAUAUGAGUUGUACACUCCUGUGGUUGAAAAUCUAUUUGUCUUUAAGGAGAAUUUAUCCAAUCCAAGAAGGAAAAGGGGUUGUGGCAUCUAGCUUGAACUCAUUGUUGCUGACAAUUAGUAAUAACACCAUUUUCUUCAGAUUGAUGAUAUAAUUUUGUGAAUUUUCUUAAAUUGUGUUAUCAAGCAUGUAAGCCUACUGAUCUUCUGGAUUUUUUUUAAUCUUUUCCAUUUUAAUUAA